CAGUUUGAUGAAUAUGAGACACAUUGCACAUGAAAUUCAAGAAGGGCAAUUAUACCGAGUGUAGCAUUUACAAAAUUCAUAAUAAAGUUGAUUGAAAUUAUAACUUUUUUUUAUGGAUUUUUACAGAAAUAAGAAAGAUAAAUUUUAUAGUUGCCUAAUUUUAGAUUUUUCCUUUUAACUAAAGAGUAUAAUAGGCCUACAUGAUUUAUGUUAAAUAAAAAAUGGGUCAACAAUGAGUCAGAGGGUUUUUUCGUAAUUAUGUGUGGGUGGGUUUGUUUUGUAAUUUAGCCAAAGUUCAGGGGAGUUUCGUAAUUUACACUUUAAAAAAAAUGGUGGAAAAAAUGCGGAAUUAAAAAAACUAUAUAUAACAGAAAGAAUGUGGUGCAAUGGGAAAAGGAUCGCAGUUUGUUAGGUUUGGGCGGGAUAGUUGAAUUGAACUUCCAAAAAAUAACCGCACAAUUUCACUUCGAGAUCGCGUGAAAAUGGCGGAAAACGUCGAGCAACGAGGAGAACAGUGCGUCCGAACUGAAAAGGAGCUGCCGAUUGCCUUCGGAAACUUCACCAGCAAGGAGAAUUGGGACUUUUUCUACGCCGCAAGAGGCGCCGGUAAUUUCUCCGAGUGGUACGCCGAUUGGCCCCAACUCCGGACCUUACUCAGGAACCAUCUCUCGUUUCCGCCGUCGGCGCCGCCGCCGGAGGAGCUGAGUAUUUUGGUGCCGGCUUGCGGGAAUUCCAGGCUGUCGGAGCAUCUGUACGACGACGGAUUCAGGAAUAUAACAAAUGUGGAUUUCUCGAGGGAGGUCAUUUCCGCCAUGAUGAAGAGGAAUUUGAGAGAACGGCCGGGGAUGAGGUGGCGCGUGAUGGACAUGACUGAUAUGCAGUUUGCAAGUGGGACUGUUGAUGCCAUCAUCGAUAAGGGAGGACUGGAUGCUCUAAUGGAACCUAACAUUGACCCCAGAUUAGGAACAAUAUAUUUAUCUGAGGCUAAAAGAUUGUUAAAAGCUGGAGGAAAAUAUAUCUGUCUCACCUUGGCAGAAUCUCAUGUAGUAGGUCUACUUUUUCGAAAGUUUCGAUUUGGAUGGAAAGUCAAUCUUUAUGCCGUUGCUCAAGAACCAUCUUCAGGAACAACCAAACAACGGGCUUUUAUGUUGGUCGCAGAGAAGUUUAUUUUAACUGUUAUUUCUCAGAUAUCAUUCAUGGAUGAAUGUUCUGUAGAAUCCCAUGGUAAUCAGGUUCGAGAACUAUUUGAAGCACUUGAUAGAGAAAAUACUGUCCGUGAAGAAUACUCUAAUGGCACUGAUACAUGGCUCUCGCUUAAUGACCUGAACCAAGGGGUACAAGGAAACAUUGGGGUGCUUGAACCUGGUCGCGCUGUAAAUCUUUUUUUAGGUGAAACUGGAGUAUCGCGUUUCUUCUAUAGUGGUUUACUGCUUGAUGCUCAUCCAUUGCCAAUAUCUUUCUCCGAUCAAUAUCAUGUGAUAUUCCUUCACAGCAUGCAAAUGUUCCACAAUCUCCUCGUAUCAACUACCCGACCAUGGCGCCUUGUUGGAGGCCAAAAUACUGCUCGGCUGUUGAUAGUUGUACUGGAUGCCAACCAUAAUGUUUUAGCGAAUGAAAUAGAGAAUGAUAUAUUUCGUUUAAUCAAACAAUUGGCCCCAGGGGAUGACAUUGAAAACGCUAACGUUGGAGUUACGCAUGCAGAUUUACGGUAUAAGCAGAAGAAAACUUUGUAUAAGGUUACAUCUACCUUGACUGGUCCGAUUGCUGUAGAGGACGUGAUCUAUUUCAAUACACUGGGUGAUAUUCCUAAUACAUAUGAUAAAUCUAAGGAUUUCACAUUCCGUCGCCUUCGUUUUGGAAGAACUGAAGUUUUUGCGCAAUCUGAAGCUCUUUUAUCCACACAAGUUCAGAAUAAGAAAGUACAGGCGAAGAAAGGAAAACUGAGGAUGGUUGAAUCGCAGCCAUCUGAUUCUCAAGAAGCAUCGAGUGGUGAUAUGAAAGUCGAUCACAAAUAUGUGAGAAGUGGAUUAACCAAGGGGAUGAUUUCUGGAUUACUGUUGUUUUCUAUACAUUCAAAAAGAACUACCUCAGCUGGUAGAUUGGUCAAAACAGUAAUCAUCGGUCUUGGAGCAGGACUACUUCCUAUGUGUAUGAGAAAUUACGUACCGACUUUAAAGAUUGAGGUCGUUGAGUCAGAUCCUGUCGUUCUGAAUGUUGCUAAAGAGUAUUUUGGUUUUGAAGAAGAUGAUGGCUUAAAGGUACAUAUUACUGAUGCAAUGAAGUUUGUCAAAGAGAGAGCAAAUUCUGAUGGAGAAGGGAAAAACUCUUCCAAAAUUGACGUACUUAUAAUCGAAGUGGACUCAUCAGACUCAAGUUCUGGUUUAAUUAGUCCAGAGGCAGAAUUCGUUGAGGAACCUUUUCUGUUGGCAGCAAAAGACUCACUUUCUGAUAAAGGUUUAUUGAUCGUUAAGUUUGUCACAUGCUAUACUGGUGUGAGGGCUGCAGUGUAUUCAAAUUUCGAAAAGGUAUUUAGCAACCUCUUUUGCUUGCACACUGAUAAAGGUUUCAAUGAAUUAAUUUUCGCCCUGAAGAAGGACUCUCCAUUCAUUGGAGAGGAAGAACUCGCUCAAGCUUGUGAAGCACUUCGAAGAUCAUUAGAGCAUAACAAUGGGGAUUGGGUCAAACAAGCCUUAGUUGACUCGAAAAAGAUCGAGCCAUUAAGAAAAUCAUGAUGAAGAGAGCAAUUUUUUUUUGAAUUUCUUGGUGAUGAAUAAUGGAAACAGAUAUUCAAAUCUUCUUGGUAAGAUAGAUACAAAUGCAUGCAGGUGGUGUAUAGAGAUCUUACUUGUUGUUUACAAGUUGUAUAUACUGUACAGUUUAGUGAUUUUGAGCCAGAUACUAUUGAUAUAAUGAAUUUGCACAUAUUAUACCAUUUUUAAUGUGUUCUGCUGUGUGAAUAUACUCAUCUUAGUGUGUGUGUGUGUGUGGAUUAUAUGUAUGGGCGAUGGGCCUAUGUGAGCAAUAAUUAACUUGGAGGGGAUCUAUGUAAGAUAUGUAUAUGGUAAGGGGUAUUAAGAUAAUGUAUUAAUGACUAAAGGGUCUCUAAGAAAAAUGUAUUGAAGUUUUGCAGUUAUAAAUAUUAUUUAUUUUGCAAAACCCUUUCAAAUAUAAAUAUAAGUACAUAGUCAUUUGAUUUCACUAGAACGAAUGAGCAACUAAUUCACAUCGGAUUUUAUUUUUCGUUUAUUUAUGUGUUAGUUGAGAUCUUCAAGCGGCCGUUGAGCCUAUGUGACAACGACGUAAGCAAUGUCAAAUACAUCUACCGACAAAUCAAUUGAUGUUUCAAGUGUUCUACAAGAAGUAGAAACAGGCACUAUCUCUGCAAUCUUUCUUAUAGCCGAUGAAAUCUUGUUAGCUUCGAUUGCCGUUUUCGCAUCGCUAAAAUGCAGCAUUGGCCGAGUUAUAAUAAUCGCGACAAUUUACAUAUAAACUUGUUUUAAGUGAAUUUGGUCAAUCGACAUGGUC
Messenger RNA from Erythranthe guttata (spotted monkey flower), 3525 nucleotides. RefSeq lists its product as uncharacterized. NCBI's taxonomy places the organism in Eukaryota, Viridiplantae, Streptophyta, Magnoliopsida, Lamiales, Phrymaceae. The record is from RefSeq and is a predicted model, not a curated record. Gene Ontology annotation, molecular function: S-adenosylmethionine-dependent methyltransferase activity.